CUAAUUCCUCUGCUUUUUGUGGCGAAGUUGUGAGAGAGAGACUGAAAUGGAGAGGAUGGUGCUGCUGAGAUCCCUAUUCCGUUCGGCGGCUUUCAGAUCUUGCCGUUUCUCUGCUGUCGUCAACCACCACCAACAGCUCCGCCACUACGCUUCUUCUCGGAGCUUAUUCAAUCUAUUCAGCCCUACUGCCAUUGCUUCCCGGAAAGCCCUCCCUUCUGACUGCAGGACUCCUUUUGCAGUGUCUAUUGGAAGUACACGGUCUUUUAGUGAAGAUGUAUCUCACCUGCCUGUCAUAAAAGAUCCUGAAAUUCAGACUGUUUUCAAGGAUUUAAUGGCUGCAAGUUGGGAUGAGCUGCCAGAUUCUGUCAUUAGUAGUGCAAAUAAGGUCCUGUCCAAAAAUACAGACGACAAGGCUGGCCAGGAGGCCUUGGCAAAUGUUUUCCGUGCAGCUGAGGCAGCUGUGGAGUUUGGUGGGAUUCUUGUAACUUUAAGGAUGGAAAUUGAUGACCUCGUUGGUAUCAGUGGCGAGAAUGUAAAGCCUUUGCCAGAUGAGUUUGUAAAUGCUCUGGUUACAGUUUUCAAGCGUUACACUACCUAUUUGGAUUCAUUUGGGCCUGAUGAAGCCUUUUUGCGGAAGAAAGUGGAGAUGGAGUUGGGAACAAAGAUGAUACACUUAAAGCUGAGGUGCAGUGACCUUGGUGCUGAGUGGGGAAAGGUGACUCUUCUUGGGACAUCAGGGCUUUCUGGGUCUUAUGUUGAGCAAAGAGCCCCGUAGUUUUUUUGGAAGGUCUCGUGUCAGACUGAGCUGUGUUGUGUUUAGGUUCAUGUUUUUUUCCUUUUUCCUUUCUUUUUAAAUACUUGGAGACAGCAUGGUAUAUUUGCUCCAAGUUAACCCUCUUGAGCACAGUUGCAUUGCAGUUAAUAAUGAGCGUAUCUUUGUGAACUACAAAGAAUUGGACAAUAUAGCAUCACGGUCAUCAUCUCUCCUGGGAUCCUCCUUCCUUCAUUC
Molecule: messenger RNA, 1009 nt
Organism: Vitis riparia (riverbank grape)
Lineage: Eukaryota; Viridiplantae; Streptophyta; Magnoliopsida; Vitales; Vitaceae
Product: succinate dehydrogenase subunit 5, mitochondrial
Exons: 4
Coding region: 47-775 (242 amino acids)
Biological process (GO): tricarboxylic acid cycle
Cellular component (GO): respiratory chain complex II (succinate dehydrogenase)
Source: RefSeq, a predicted model, not a curated record